UAAUGCAAAAAUAACAAAUUUCAAAUUAUUUUCACUAAAUAAUAAAUAUCGUUACUCCCUUUUUUAUUAAGAAUAAAUAACAAUUAUUACUUGUGUAUACUCAAUCAAUGAUUACAUAUAUUUUACAAAACAUGCCGGUGUAUUAUUUUCUAUAAAGAAACUGAAAUUUGAUUUCAGCUUUCUUUUUGUUUAUUUGUAAUUUAUUUUUAACAAAUACAUUAAUGUUCUUUAAUUUUUCUGCCGUAAAACUCAAAUCUCGUUUGAUUCUGUCUAUAUUGGUUGUGUUAAUUGUUGUGCCACUCAUCGGCCACUAUUACUUAUCAAAUGAAGAGAAAGAUAGCUUUGAAUAUUUGUACAGUACCCAUUCAAAAUUGGAAUUGGAUGAAGAUUAUGGAGCCCUUAGGGCCUCCGACUUGAAACAACGCAUUUUAGAACUUAACAGAAUUAAAAAUUCUGUUAACAAUGAGCUAAGAGCUAUUGAAGGAAAAAGGCAAAAACUACUUACAGAACUCUCUGUCUAUCAUACGAAAAUUGAAGAUACUAAAGCAGAACUAUUACGACAAGAAAAUGAGUUAGAAAAAUUAAAAAUUUCUGUUAAACAAGCCCAAGUAGCUGAAAACGAAGCAGUUAUGCAAAACUCACCUCGCCUAGCACCGCCAGUACCUAUACUAGCUCAGUCACCUCCUUUUUAUAUUCCAAUAUCUAAUGAUUAUCCAUAUUUGUGCCAUAAUAUGAAAAAUUGUUUUGAUUAUUCUCGUUGCUCAUUGACUUCAGGAUUUCCAUUUUACUUUUAUAAACCUGAUAUAAUUUCAUCAGAAUUAACAUCUGUGUCAUUAAACAAAAUUGUAUUGCAAGUGUUACACUACAAUACUCAUUUUACAAAUAGUUCAGAUAACGCUUGUAUCUAUGUGGCGUUAAUCGGUGAAACCCAAAGUGUCAUAACAUACACUCAAUUGAAACGUCUUUCAUAUUGGGGAGGUGAUGGUAGAAAUCACAUUUUAAUAUAUUUAACAAAAAAAAUAUUUGAUCCCCCAAAGUUCAAUCAAAACAUUAAUUUUGGACGCGCUAUUGUUGCCCAAUCGUUUUGGAAUAGAACCAGUUUCCGGCCUGGACAUGAUAUCUUGUUGCCUGCCAGUGUUGGACCUCCUGGUGGUGAAAUUUGGAUGGAUUCACCAUAUAUGUUACCGGCUAGAAGAAAAUUCUUGUUGUCUUUUGAAGGAUAUAAAAAUGUAGACUCGUUAAAUAACAGUCAGCAAAAUUUCGUUGAAUUGUUGCAUACGUUUAUAACUGAAACAUCUGUCGAUCAGUUUUACUUAAAGACAGAUUGUGACAAUCAAAGAAUAGAGAGCAAUAUUACAGACUGGUGUUUAUGUGGUGACGAAAUUAUUCGCAAAUCGUUUUUGACUCAAUCAACAUUUACAUUAAUUCCUCCGCCCUUGGAUGUAAAUAUGAUAUCUACUGCUAUGACGCAAAUACGUUUAUAUGAAUCAUUGAAGUAUGGUGCCGUUCCUGUGUUCUUAGAAUAUGAUAAAAUUGGAUUACCUUUUGAUGAAGUGUUGGAUUGGUGCAAAGCUGCCAUUUGCAUUGCGGGUGAAAGGAUCCCGGAACUACAUUGGUUACUUAGGACUAUUUCCGAUAAUGAUAUACUAUCAAUGAGAAGACAGGGUAGGAUGUUAUACGAAAAGUAUCUCAGUACUGUACAAGCCAUCCUGGACACAACCCUUGCUGUUAUACGUCAUCGAAUAGGUAUACCACCGAUACCUGUCGUUGAUACACCGUCACCAAGUAUAUUUAAUGAAAACUUUAAACCUAUUAAAAUGGAUCCAAUUAUACCUGACGCUGAACCAGAAGAAAGUUUAGGUCCGUUAGAACCACCCUUUCCUUCACCAGUUUAUAAAAGAAAUUUUACAAUCAUAAACGUUCAAGGAUAUGAUUUAUGGAAUGGUUGGGGUGAUCCGUUUAAACUUUAUCCGCACACUCCUUUUGAUACAUUACUUCCUUCGGACGCAAAAUUCAUUGGGUCUGGUAAAGGUUUUCGUCCAGUAAAUAAUGGUGCUGGUGGAGCGGGUAAAGAAUUUUGUCAAAGUCUCGGUGGCAAUUACCCACGUGAACAGUUUACAAUAGUUAUUUUAACUUACGAGCGCGAUCAAGUUUUGAUGAAUUCUCUGAGUAGGCUAAAUGGUCUGCCAUAUUUAAACAAAGUUCUUGUCGUGUGGAAUUCUCCUAAACCGCCACUUGAAGAUUUACGUUGGCCUGAAAUUGGUGUACCUAUACAUGUUAUUCAUGCUGCUAGGAAUAGUUUGAAUAACAGGUUUUUGCCUUAUGAAGCAAUUGAAACAGAAGCUGUUCUAUCGGUUGAUGAUGAUGCCCACUUAAGACAUGAUGAAAUUAUGUUUGGCUUUAGAGUUUGGAGAGAACAACGUGAUCGAGUUGUUGGUUUUCCUGGUCGUUUCCAUGCUUUAGAUUUGAAUCACGGUGGAUGGCUUUACAAUUCAAACUACAGCUGUGAGCUGUCCAUGGUUUUAACAGGAGCUGCUUUUGUACAUAAAUAUUAUCUCUAUUUGUACUCCUAUUGGUUACCUCAAGCUAUUAGAGAUAAAGUGGACCAAUAUAUGAAUUGUGAAGAUAUUGCAAUGAACUUUUUAGUUUCUCAUAUUACUAAUAAACCACCAGUCAAGGUUACCUCCCGAUGGACUUUCCGAUGUCCAGGAUGUCCAGUUUCAUUAUCAGAAGAUGAAACUCAUUUCUUAGAACGCCAUAAAUGUAUUAAUUUUUUUACAGAGAUAUUUGGAUAUACUCCUUUAUUGAAUACUCAAUUCCGCGUGGACUCGAUACUCUUCAAGACACGUAUUCCACAUGAUAAGCAAAAGUGUUUUAAAUUUAUAUAACAAUAAUGUUCAACUUUAGCGACCAAUACUAACUACUUUCAUUCCAAUCUAGUGAACAAUUUAUUAAGAUACAUUAUUAUUGUAGUAUAGCUACAAAACUGAUCAAAUUUAACUAAUCGACUUAAAUGUAUGUAAUUGUACAUUUUUUAAAACUAUGUAUUACUGUUAAGGCUAACCUCAUUUAUUAUUUUUUUCUACUUAUAAUGGACAACAAAAUUAUGUUAGCAAACAGAAAGCAAUGAUGUUGCUUAGUUACCAUUGUAACAACAACUAACGUAAACACAUUAUUUAAUGCUAUUGAUUUAUAGUUACUUUUAGAAAAUUAAUUUUAUAUUCAUUUGUUUUAAUUUUAUUAACUUGUAAGCUAUUUAAUUUAUUACUGUGAGUUUAAUUAUAUGAUAAAUUA
Molecule: messenger RNA, 3294 nt
Organism: Adelges cooleyi (spruce gall adelgid)
Lineage: Eukaryota; Metazoa; Arthropoda; Insecta; Hemiptera; Adelgidae
Gene: botv
Product: exostosin-3
Exons: 13
Coding region: 222-2888 (888 amino acids)
Cellular component (GO): membrane
Molecular function (GO): glycosyltransferase activity
Source: RefSeq, a predicted model, not a curated record